Funneliformis mosseae is the source of this 132-nucleotide messenger RNA. The record is from the annotation of a GenBank genome assembly. NCBI's taxonomy places the organism in Eukaryota, Fungi, Glomeromycota, Glomeromycetes, Glomerales, Glomeraceae.
AUGUGUAUUACCAAUAAUAUUGAUAGCCAUUUGAAAAUUUCUAAUUUUACUAAAGCAUAUAGAACCCACAUACACGUUCCCUUCAAGAUUCUUAGUCUUUACAAAAAUUCCAACGAUUGGGAUGAGCGAUAG